CCAGGUCGGAGUCGCAGCUGUGUGCUGUCGCCCUGCAUUUCUCUGGAGGGAAGUUGGGGAGGCUUUUUGCGGAUUUGGAGAUCAUUUAACUCUGAAGUAACCGGUCCUCUAUAACCGUCCAAAAAUGGCGGCCGUUGAGGAAAUAGAGGAAUAUGAGGAGUAUGAGGAGUAUGAGGAGGAGAUUAUUGAGGAGAUGUCCACGACGACUGUCACUCGUCAAAGUCAUCAAACCACUGAGACUCAGGCUGGCAUGCCUACGAGGAAAGUCAGGAAGAGGGUCGCAGUGGAUACUUCUAAGUUCAUGACCCCCUACCUGGCUCACAGCAUGAAGAUGUUGGAACAAUACAGCCACAAUAUGUACCGGAAGGCGUAUGACCUGUCCAGGGGAACGCCCCCUGUCCACAUCGCUGACACCCCUGAGAUGGUGCGCAUCAGGAAGGCUCAGGAACAGCUCAGUGAGGUCAAGUACCGCAUGGAGGGAAACAAGGCCCGGGCGGGCAGCCUGUACGACGGCGAGGCCAAGGAGAUCGCCCAUGUCAAGCACAUGUCCGAGCUGCUAAGCAAGGUUCUGUACAGGCAGAAGUGGGACGAGACGAAGGACAGGUACCUGCUGCCCCCCGAUGCCCCUGAGCUGGUCCUGGCCGUGAAGAACGCUGCCAACUACAGCAAGAAACUGUACACUGAGGACUGGGACCUGGAGAAGGCCUCGUUCCUCCCUUACAGCGACAGCCCCGAGCUCCGCAGGGUGGCCAAGGCCCAGGAGGCCCUGAGUGAUAUUCAGUACAAGAAGGGCUAUGAUCAGCGCAAGCUGAAGUUCACCUCCCUGGCGGAUCGCCCAGAUGUGGAGCUGGCCAAGAAAGUUUUCACCCAGCGCAGCGACCUUAAGUACAAGGAGGACUACAACAAGAACGUGAAGGGCCAAUGGUGUGAGACGCCCUACUUCGAUGUGGCCACGGCCAGGGUGGCCAUGGAGAACCUUAGCAGUAGAAGAUACACGCAAGACUGGGAGGCGGCGAAAGACCAAAUCAACUUCAUGCAGACGGAAACGCCCGUUUACGACACGAACAAGAAGGCCGGCACCAGUGCCAGCUCGGUGAAAUACAGGAAGGACUACGAGAAGACGAAAGACAAGUCUGACUACAACACGCUCCCUGCCACAGAAAACCCCCUCCUCAGACAGCUCAGAUACGCCGGCACUAUCCUCAGUGAUAAAGUUUACAAGAAGAAUUAUGAGAAAUCCAGAGGUUUCAGCAUCAACUACUGUGACACACCAAAGUUCAAGAUGGAUUCUGUUCUCAAAAAAUUCACUGAUACACACUAUCAAGACAAGUAUAAGAAUGAGGUGCAGGGCCACUAUAUCGGCAGCUAUGAAGACAUCUACAUGCUCCAUUGCCAGAAAGUUGAGGGAUUCAAGAGCGAGCAAAAUUACAAAGCUGAGUAUGAAGACAUCAAGACGAGAUGCUUCUUCCCUCAAACCAUCACGCCCGAAUACGAAGUCGACAAGAAGCUUGCGCAGUGUAAAGAUAAAGUGUACCGUCAACAUCCGGACAAGGUGAAAUUCACGCAGGUCACGGAUUCGCCAGUUCAAGUUCAGGCCGCCCUCAACGCCAUACAGCUAAGUGAUAUCAAUUACAAGGCCAAGUAUGAGCAGACAAAGACCAAGAAUUCCCUGCCUGCGGAUUAUCCCUUCUUUAUUCAGUCCAGAGUUAACGCCUUCAACCUGAGUGAAAACUGCUACAAGUACAAUUGGGAAAAAGAAAAGGCCAAGCGGUUCGAGAUGAAGGGGGAUGCAAUUUCGAUCCUUGCUGCCCGUGCUCACACAAACAUCGCCAGUGACGUGAAAUACAAGAAGGAAUACGAGAAGAACAGAGGCCGCAUGGUGGGAGCCCUCAGCAUCCACGACGACCCCAAGAUCCUGCACUCCGUCCACGUGGCCAAGAUCGUGAGCAAUCGCGAGUACACCAAGGACUACGAGAAGGUCAAAACCAAGUACCACACCUCGUUGGACAUGAUGUCCGUCACACUGGCCAAGAAGUCCCAGGCCAUCGCCAGCAUGACUGGCUACAAGAAGAUCAGCAACCGCUACCUCAUGCCCUACGACGCUAUACUGGUUGACUUGGCCAAGAAGGCCAACAGCAUCCAGAGCGAUAACGAGUACAAGUCUGAUUACAACCAAUACACCAAGGGUAGUCCCUGGAUUACUUUCGGUUCAAUGGAUGUGGAGCUGGCAAAGAAAGCUGGAGAGAUUCUCAGUGAGAAAAAGUAUAGGAAGCACCCAGACACGGUCCCUUUCACUGCUAUCGACGACCACCCCGUCAUGCUGCAGGCCAGAGUCAACCAGCUUCAGAGGAGCGACCUGUUCUACAAGAAAGGACUGGAGGAGAUCCAUCAGAAGUAUUCUCUACCAAUUGACAUGCCUGAAUUGCAACUGGCCAGAGCCAAUUCCUACAACAUCAGCAAGAACUACUACAAGGCGGCCUGGGAGGAGACCAUUUCCAAGGGCUAUGACUUGAAGCUUGAUGCUAUCUCCAUCAAAGCCGCAAAGGCCGCAAGACAUGCAGCUAGUGAUAUCCAAUACAAGAAGGCCUAUGAGAAGGCUAGGGGCCACCACGUGGGCUUCCGUAACAUCAAGGACGACCCCCUGCUGGUGCACUACAUGCAAGUGGCCAAGAUGCAGAGUGAGAAGAACUACAAGAAGGACUACCACAAGUCCAAGCUGAAGUACCACUCCCCAGUAGAUAUGAUGAGCCUGGUGCAUGCCAAGCAGGCCUCCAAAGCUCAAACCUAUGCUGGGUACAGAAAGAUCCAGCACCACUACAGUCUCAUGCCUGAUGCCAUGAACCUGGUUCUGGCACGCAAAAUGAACACCGAUGCCAGUGACUGUGAAUACAAGUCAGAGUGGAACAACUACGUCAGAGGCACUGGCUGGGUCCCCAUCGGCUCAAUUGGGGUAGAGACGGCUAAGAUUGGCGGCCAGAUCCAGAGUGAAAACAAGUACCGCACCCAUCCAUCUACCUUCAAGUUCAGCAAGCUGAUGGACUCCAUGGACCUGGAACUGGCCACCGCCAACAACAAGAUAAUGAACAAGCAAGCAUACACUUCGGCUUGGGAGAAGGACAAGCGUACUAUCCAUGUGAUGCCAGAUUCACCUGAGAUUGUGCUGGCCAAGGCCAAUGCCAUCACCAUGAGCGACAAACUGUAUAAGGCUGGCGUUUCGGAAAUGGCGAAUAAGGGAUAUCACCUCAAAGGAGAUGCUAUUCCUAUUGUGGCUGCCAAAUUGGGCACCAAAAUUGCUAGCAACUACAAGUACAAGCUGGACUAUGAGAAGGCUAGGGGCCACCACGUGGGCUUCCGUAACAUCAAGGACGACCCCCUGCUGGUGCACUACAUGCAAGUGGCCAAGAUGCAGAGCGAGAAGAACUACAAGAAGGACUACGAAAAGGCUAAGCUGAAGUACCACUCUCCAGUAGACAUGAUGAGCCUGGUGCAUGCCAAGGAGGCAUCCAAGGCUCAAACCUAUGCUGGGUACAGGAAGAUCCCCCACACCUACUUCCUGCUCCCCGAUAACAUGCAGCUGCAGCUGUGUCGUAAAAUGCAGGAAAUCCAAAGCGACAAUGAAUACAAGUCAGAGUACAACAACCUUUACAAAGGAACAGGCUGGGUUCCUAUUGGCUCCAUUGACGUAGAGUUGGCCAAGACUGCCAACUCAGCACUGAGGGAACAUGGCUACCGCCAGCACCCCAGCUCUUUCAAGUUCACCAGCAAGACUGACUCUAUGGAUAUGGUUCUGGCCCUGGCCAAUUCAAAGAUAAUUGACCAGGCUGCGUACAAAGCCUCUGGGGAGAAGGUCAAGCACACUUACCAUCUGCCAGCGGACGCCCCUGAGUUCAUCCAGGCCAAAUUCAAUGCCCAGACCAUGAGCAAGUCUCACUACAAGCAGAAGUGGGUUGAACACAUCGCCAAGGGAUAUGACAUGAGACCUGAUGCCAUCUCUAUCCUCCAUGCCAAGCAAGGCAGGCACAUCGCCAGUGACAUCCAAUACAAGAAGGCCUAUGAGAAGGCUAGGGGCCACCACGUGGGCUUCCGUAGCAUCAAGGACGACCCCCUGCUGGUGCACUACAUGCAAGUGGCCAAGAUGCAGAGUGAGAAGAACUACAAGAAGGACUACGAAAAGGCUAAGCUGAAGUACCACUCCCCAGUAGACAUGAUGAGCCUGGUGCAUGCCAAGGAGGCAUCCAAGGCUCAAACCUAUGCUGGGUACAGGAAGAUCCAGCACCAUUACAAUCUCAUGCCUGAUGCCAUGAACCUGGUUCUGGCCCGCAAAAUGAACACCGACGCCAGUGACUGUGAAUACAAGUCAGAGUGGAACAACUACGUCAGAGGCACUGGCUGGGUCCCCAUCGGCUCAAUUGGGGUAGAGACGGCUAAGAUUGGCGGCGAGAUCCAGAGUGAAAACAAGUACCGCACCCAUCCAUCUACCUUCAAGUUCAGCAAGCUGAUGGACUCCAUGGACCUGGAACUGGCCACCGCCAACAACAAGAUAAUGAACAAGCAAGCAUACACUUCAGCUUGGGAGAAGGACAAGCGUACUAUCCAUGUGAUGCCAGAUUCACCUGAGAUUGUGCUGGCCAAGGCCAACGCCAUCACCAUGAGCGAUAAACUUUAUAAGGCUGGAGUCAUGGAGAUGGCUAAAAAGGGAUAUCACCUCAAAGGAGAUGCCAUCCCUAUUGUGGCUGCCAAAUUGGGCACCAAAAUUGCUAGCAACUACAAGUACAAGCUGGACUAUGAGAAGGCAAGGGGCCACCACGUUGGCUUCCGUAACAUCAAGGACGACCCCCUGCUAGUGCACUACAUGCAAGUGGCCAAGAUGCAGAGUGAGAGGAACUACACGAAGGACUACCAAAAGUCUAAGCUGAAGUACCACUCCCCAGUAGACAUGAUGAGCCUGGUGCAUGCCAAGGAGGCAUCCAAGGCGCAAACCUAUGCUGGGUACAGAAAGAUUGAGCACCAUUACAAUCUCAUGCCUGAUGCCAUGAACCUGGUUCUGGCCCGCAAAAUGAACACCGAUGCCAGUGACUGUGAAUACAAGUCAGAGUGGAACAACUACGUCAGAGGCACUGGCUGGGUCCCCAUCGGCUCAAUUGGGGUAGAGACGGCUAAGAUUGGCGGCGAGAUCCAGAGUGAAAACAAGUACCGCACCCAUCCCUCUACCUUCAAGUUCAGCAAGCUGAUGGACUCCAUGGACUUAGAACUGGCCACUGCCAACAACAAGAUAAUGAACAAGCAAGCAUACACUUCAGCUUGGGAGAAGGACAAGCGUACUAUCCAUGUGAUGCCAGAUUCACCUGAGAUUGUGCUGGCCAAGGCCAACGCCAUCACCAUGAGCGAUAAACUUUAUAAGGCUGGAGUCAUGGAGAUGGCUAAAAAGGGAUAUCACCUCAAAGGAGAUGCCAUCCCUAUUGUGGCUGCCAAAUUGGGCACCAAAAUUGCUAGCAACUAUAAGUACAAACUGGAUUAUGAGAAAGCCAGAGGCCACCACGUUGGCUUCCGCUGUAUCCAGGAUGACCCCCUGCUGGUGCACUACAUGCAACUAGCCAAGCAGCAGAGUGAGAAGAACUACAAGAAGGACUACGAAAAGGCUAAGCUGAAGUACCACUCCCCAGUAGACAUGAUGAGCCUGGUGCAUGCUAAGGACGCAACCAAGGCUCAAACCUAUGCUGGGUACAGAAAGAUCCAGCACCACUAUAGUCUCCUGCCUGAUGCCAUGAACCUGGUGCUGGCCCGCAAUAUGCAGGUCAACAUCAGCGAUAACCAGUAUAAGUCAGACUAUGAAUCAUACUGCAAAGGAAUCGGAUGGAUUCCUAUUGGCUCAUUGGAUGUUGAGAAAGCGAAGAUCGCUGGGAAGAUUCAAAGUGAGAAGCUGUACCGUCAGCACCCGAGUAACCUGAAGUUUACUAAGGACAUGUUCUCCAUGGACCUCACACUGGCAACUGCUAACAACCAAAUCAUGAAUAAGCAAUCCUAUACCAAAACCUGGGACACGGACAAGACCAAAAUCCACAUCAUGCCCGACGCUAUGGAUGUUGUCUUGGCAAAAGCAAACAACAAAAAUUACAGCGAGAAACUUUACAAGCUGGACAAUGAGCUGUCCAAGAAGAAGGGUCACAAUGUCCGCAAAGAUGCUAUCGCAAUCCUGGCCGCCAAAAACUGCACUACCAUUGCCAGUGAUUACAAGUACAAGGCAGGAUACCGCAAGCAGGUGGGUCACCAUAUUGGUGCUCGCUGCGUCGAGGACGACCCUCUGCUCGUGCUGGCUCUGAACUCAGCCAGGAUUGCCAGUGAUGCUCUGUACAAGAAGGACUUCAACAAGUCAAAGACUAAGUUCAAUCUGCCAGUCGACAUGAUGGCCUUUGAACUGGCCAAGAAGAACCAGAUCCAGGUCAACCAUGCCAACUACAUCACCCGCCUGCACAACUGGACCUGCCUGCCCGACUCCACUGAUGUUGUCAACGCCAGAAGAGCAUAUGAGAUCCAGAGUGAUAAUUACUACAAGGAAGAUCAGAAGCUGAUGCAGGGUAUUGGGUGGGUGCCCAUAGGAUCAUUAGAUGUUGAGAAAGCCAAGAAGGCCGGUGAGAUCCUGAGUGAACAUCUGUAUCGCAAGCACCCCAGCAACUACAAGUUCACCUCCAAAUGCGAUGCAAUGCCCUUAGUGUUGGCUAAAGCCAAUGCUCAGAUCACUAACAAGAAAGCCUACCAUGAUGCCUGGGAUAAGGAGAAGUCCAAUAUCCACAUCAUGCCAGAUGCCAUGGAUGUCGUUCUGGCCAAAGCCAACAGGGCAAACUACAGCAUCAAAAGAUACAAGCAGGCCAAUGAAGACGCCAAGAAGAAGGGCUAUGACCUGCGCAAUGAUGCCAUUGGUAUUAUUGCAGCCAGGGCUCAAAGGAACAUUAUCAGCGACAUCAAGUAUAAGGCAGGAUACCGCAAGCAGGUGGGUCACCAUAUUGGUGCUCGCUGCGUCGAGGACGACCCUCUGCUCAUGCUGGCUCUGAACUCAGCCAGGAUUGCCAGUGAUUAUCUGUACAAGAAGGACUUCAACAAGUCAAAGACUAAGUUCAAUCUGCCAGUCGACAUGAUGGCCUUUGAACUGGCCAAGAAGAACCAGAUCCAGGUCAACCAUGCCAACUACAUCACCCGCCUGCACAACUGGACCUGCCUGCCCGACUCCACUGAUGUUGUCAACGCCAGAAGAGCAUAUGAGAUCCAGAGUGAUAAUUACUACAAGGAAGAUCAGAAGCUGAUGCAGGGUAUUGGGUGGGUGCCCAUAGGUUCAUUAGAUGUUGAGAAAGCCAAGAAGGCCGGUGAGAUCCUGAGUGAACAUCUGUAUCGCAAGCACCCCAGCAACUACAAGUUCACCUCCAAAUGCGAUGCAAUGCCCUUAGUGUUGGCUAAAGCCAAUGCUCAGAUCACUAACAAGAAAGCCUACCAUGAUGCCUGGGAUAAGGAGAAGUCCAAUAUCCACAUCAUGCCAGAUGCCAUGGAUGUCGUUCUGGCCAAAGCCAACAGGGCAAACUACAGCAUCAAAGGAUACAAGCAGGCCAAUGAAGACGCAAAGAAGAAGGGCUAUGACCUGCGCAAUGAUGCCAUUGGUAUUAUUGCAGCCAGGGCUCAAAGAAACAUUAUCAGUGACAUCAAGUAUAAGGCAGGAUACCGCAAGCAGGUGGGUCACCAUAUUGGUGCUCGCUGUGUCGAGGACGACCCUCUGCUCGUGCUGGCUCUGAACUCAGCCAGGAUUGCCAGUGAUUAUCUGUACAAGAAGGACUUCAACAAGUCAAAGACUAAGUUCAAUCUGCCAGUCGACAUGAUGGCCUUUGAACUGGCCAAGAAGAACCAAAUCCAGGUCAACCAUGCCAACUACAUCACCCGCCUGCACAACUGGACCUGCCUGCCCGACUCCACUGAUGUUGUCAACGCCAGAAGAGCAUAUGAGAUCCAGAGUGAUAAUUACUACAAGGAAGAUCAGAAGCUGAUGCAGGGUAUUGGGUGGGUGCCCAUAGGUUCAUUAGAUGUUGAGAAAGCAAAGAAGGCCGGUCAGAUCCUGAGUGAACAUCUGUAUCGCAAGCAUCCCAGCAACUACAAGUUCACCUCCAAAUGCGAUGCAAUGCCCUUAGUGUUGGCUAAAGCCAAUGCUCAGAUCACUAACAAGAAAGCCUACCAUGAAGCCUGGGAUAAGGAGAAAUCCAAUAUCCACAUCAUGCCCGAUGCCAUGGAUGUCGUUCUUGCUAAAGCCAACAGGGCCAACUACAGCAUCAAAAAAUACAAGGAGGCCAAUGAAGAGUCCAAGAAGAAGGGCUAUGACCUGCGCAAUGAUGCCAUUUCUAUUAUUGCAGCCAGGGCUCAAAGGAACAUUGUCAGCGAUUACAAGUAUAAAGCAGGAUACCGCAAGCAGACUGGUCACCAUAUUGGUGCUCGAUGCGUCGAGGACGACCCUCUGCUCGUGCUGGCUCUGAACUCAGCCAGGAUUGCCAGUGAUGCUCUGUACAAAAAGGACUUCAACAAAUCCAAGACCAAGUUCAAUCUGCCAGUCGACAUGAUGGCCUUUGAACUGGCCAAGAAGAACCAGAUCCAGGUCAACCAUGCCAACUACAUCACCCGCCUGCACAACUGGACCUGCCUGCCCGACUCCACUGAUGUCGUUCACGCCAGACACGUGUAUGAGAUCCAGAGUGAUGCUGUUUACAAAGCUGACCUGAAGUGGCUACAAGGCAUGGGAUGGGUCCCGAUUGGCUCGCUUGACGUGGAGAAGACAAAGAAGGCUGGAGAGAUCCUGAGUGAAAGGAAGUAUCGCCAGCCCGCCAGUUCCCACAAAUUCACCAGCCCACUUGACGCCAUGGAGAUUGUUCUAGCAAAGAACAACGCCUUGACCAUGAACCAGCGUUUGUACACUGAGGCCUGGGAGAAGGACAAGACCAAGCUGCACAUCACUUCUGAAACCCCAGAGAUCAUCCUGUCCCAGCAGAAUGCUAUCAACAUGAGCAAUAAAAAAUACAAGCAAGGCUAUGAGGAUACCAUCAAGAAGGGCUAUUACCUGCCUGGGGACGCCAUCUCUGUGAAGAGUGCCAAACACUCUAGAAACAUCAUCAGUGAUUACAAGUACAAGGCAGGAUACCGUACCCAGGUGGGGCACCAUAUUGGUGCUCGCUGCGUCGAGGACGACCCUCUGCUCAUGCUGGCUCUCAACUCAGCCAGGAUUGCCAGUGAUUAUCUGUACAAGAAGGACUUCAACAAGUCAAAGACUAAGUUCAAUCUGCCAGUCGACAUGAUGGCCUUUGAACUGGCCAAGAAGAACCAGAUCCAGGUCAACCAUGCCAACUACAUCACCCGCCUGCACAACUGGACCUGCCUGCCCGACUCCACUGAUGUUGUCAACGCCAGGAAGGCCUACGAUCUCCAAAGUGAUGCUGUGUACAAGGCUGACAUGGAGUUCAUGAAGGGUAUUGGAUGGGUCCCCAUUGGCUCGCUUGAUGUUGUGAAGGCUAAGCAUGCUGGAAAGAUCCUCAGCGACCAUCUUUACAAGCAGAAAACAGACAAACUGAAAUACACAUCGGACACGAAAGCCAUGCCCAUGCUCUUGGCAAAAGCAAAUGCUGAGGUUAUGAACAAGAAGAGCUAUGUGGCUGCCUGGGAGAAAGAUAAGAUCAAGACCCAUCUAAUCCCAGAUCUGCCUGAGAUCCUGCUCUCUAGAUCCAAUGCAUACAACCUCAGCAAUAAAAUGUACAAGGAGGACGUAGUCAAGAUGUUCAGGAAGGGCUACCACCUGAAGGGCGAUGCCAUUGCUAUUGUGGCUGCUAAGAAGGGAAGGGAGAUCAUCAGUGACAUCAAAUACAAGGCAGGAUACCGCAAGCAGGUGGGUCACCAUAUCGGUGCCCUGAGUGUCCGGGACGACCCUCUGAUCAUGCUGGCUCUGAACUCAGCCAGGAUCGCCAGUGAUGCCCUGUACAAGAAGGACUUCAACCAGUCCAAGACCAAGUUCCACCUGCCAGUGGACAUGCUGACAAUUGAGCUGGCCAAGAAAUGCCAGGUCCAAGUCAAUGACUUCAACUACAGGACACGCCUGCACAACUGGACCUGCCUGCCGGACUCCACCGAUGUAGUCCAGGCCAGGAAGGCAUACGACCUCCAGAGUGACGCCGUUUACAAAGCAGACAUGGAAUGGAUCAAGGGACAAGGCUGGGUUCCCAUCGGCUCACUGGACGUGGAGAAGGCUAAGAAGGCAGCAGAGAUCUUGAGCGAAAGGAAAUACCGCGAGCACCCAAGCAAAUUUAAGUUCACCGCCAAGACAGAUGACAUGCCAUAUGCCCUUGCUAAGGCCAAUGCUGAGAUCAUGAACAAGCAAUCAUAUGUCGCUGCCUGGGAAAGUGAUAAGACAAAGCUCCACAUCAUGCCCGACACCCCAGAGAUCAUCCUGGGCCAGCAGAACAAGCUCAACAACAGUCGGAAAUAUUACCGUGAAGCCUACGAGGAAACUCUUAAGAAGGGCUACUAUCUGCCAAAGGAUGCAAUCUCUGUUCUAGCAGCCAGGGCCUCUCGGAACAUAAUCAGUGAUUAUAAGUACAAGGCCGGCUUCCGCAAGCAGUGCGGACACCACAUUGGAGCCCUGAGUGUUCAGGAUGAUCCGUUGCUUAUGAUGGCCGCCAAUGCAGCCAAGAUCUUCAGCGCCAACCUGUACAAGCAGGACUUCCACAAGACCAAGACCAAGUACAAACUGCCCGUAGACAUGGUUGCCUUUGACCUGGCCAAGACAGCCCAAAGCCACAUGAAGGAAGUCACCUACAGGACCCGUCUGCACAACUGGACCUGCAUGCCUGACAACACUGAUGUGGUUCAUGCAAGGAAGGUGUACGACCUCCAUAGUGAUGCUGUGUACAGGGCUGAUAUGGAGUGGAUCAGAGGGUGUGGUUGGUCACCACAGGACUCAGUGGAUGUGGUCAAGGCCAGGAAUGCCCAGAAAAUCUUGAACGAAAACCUCUACCGCCAGGCCCCGAGCACUGUCAAGUUCACCAGUGUAGUUGACCUCCCUGCGAUUGUCCUGUCCAAGCAGAAUGCUGAAAACAUUAGCGAGAUGAAGUACACAGCAGCCUGGAAUAAAGACAAGCUAACUUUCCACCUGAAACCGGACAUCCCCUCCGUUCAGCUCGCCAAGGCCAACGCAAUCAACAUCAGCAACAAACUGUACACCAAAGCAUGGGACAACCAGAAGGCCAAGGCCUACCACAUUAAGGAGGACACCAUCGCUGUCCUGAAGGCCCGAGCCUCCAGAGAUAUCAUAAGUGACUACAAAUACAAGACAGGAUACCGCAAGCAGGUGGGUCACCAUAUCGGUGCCCUGAGUGUCCGGGACGACCCUCUGAUCAUGCUGGCUCUGAACUCAGCCAGGAUCGCCAGUGAUGCCCUGUACAAGAAGGACUUCAACCAGUCCAAGACCAAGUUCCACCUGCCAGUGGACAUGCUGACAAUUGAGCUGGCCAAGAAAUGCCAGAUCCAAGUCAAUGACUUCAACUACAGGACACGCCUGCACAACUGGACCUGCCUGCCGGACUCCACCGAUGUAGUCCAGGCCAGGAAGGCAUACGACCUCCAGAGUGAUGCAGUGUACAAGGCUGAUAUGGAAUGGAUCAGAGGAUGUGGAUGGGUGCCACAUGAGUGUGUUGAUGUGGUCAAGGUGAAGCACGCACAGAAGAUCCUGGCCGACAGAGGAUACCGUGUUAAGUUGGACACGCAGAAGUUCACUGCCCCUGUUGACAGAAUGGACUUUGUCUGUGCCAAGAAUGCUGCUGAAGUGCUUAAUGACGCUAAGUACCGUGAGGCUUGGCACACAGACAAGUCUAAGUUCUCACUGGUGGACACUCCAGGUCUCGCUACAUCCAGAGAGGUGGCCAAGAUCAUGCACCCGAAACUGUACACUAAAGAUUGGGAUAAAGUCAAAGCCACUGGCUACUUCAUGCCAGGAGAUGCAGUGCCCAUCAAGCAAUGCACUCAAACCACCAAAGUGCAAAGUAGUCACAAGUACUUGGAGGGCUACCGCAAGCAGGUGGGCCACCACAUCGGAGCACUCAGUGUGUUUGACGACCCUCUGAUCAUGCUGGCUAUGAACUCAGCCAAGAUCGCCAGUGAGGCCCUGUACAAAAAGGAUUUCAACAAGUCUAAGACCAAGUUCCACCUGCCAGUGGACAUGCUGACAAUUGAGCUGGCCAAGAAAUGCCAGAUCCAAGUCAAUGACUUCAACUACAGGACACGCCUGCACAACUGGACCUGCUUGCCGGACUCUACCGAUGUCGUCAAUGCCAGGAAGGCCUAUGACCUCCAGAGUGACUUUGUCUACAAGGCAGACCUUGAAUGGAUUCGUGGCUGUGGAUGGGUUCCGGCAGAAUCUGUUCAUCACGUCAAAGUCCGGAAGGCCCAGGAGAUUCUAAACGAGAGGCUCUACAAGAAGGGUGCCAUAGAAAACUUCAGCAAGUACACCCACGUAGUCGACCGUCCUGAGCUUAUCCUGGCUAGGGUUGCAGCUGCCAACCUCAGCGAUCUCAAGUACAAAGAGACCUUCAAUAAUGAGAAGGGACACUACAUUGGUUCAGAGGACACGCCUCAGUUGGCCCACAGCAGGGAGUGUGCCAAGAACAUCAGUGAGAAAUCUUACAAACAAGGUUGGGAUGAAAGCAAGGCCACUGGCUAUCAGCUGAACCAGGACUACAUACCUCUGCUGUCUGGCAAGAAGGGCAGGGAGAUCAUCAGCGAUGCAAAGUACCAUGAGUCCCAUGAGAAGGCCAAGGGCCACUACAUGGCCAACACCCUGGUGGACUUCCCCGAGGUUGUGCGCUGCGGAGAACAGGAGAAGGCGAAGGCUCUGAGGGUCUACCAGAAGGAAUACCACGAAUCCAAGACCAACAACCACAUCCCAUCGGACAUCAUUGCCAACCAGGUGGCCAAGAGGUGCCAGGACAUGCUGAGCGAUGUCAUCUACCGCACCCACUUGCACCAGUGGACCUGCCCCCCUGACCAGUUGGACACCGUCCGUGCCCGCAAGGGCAACGAGAUCCUCAGUGAUGUCUUCUACAAGGAGGAUUUGACAUGGAUGAAGGGCAUGGGUUGCUAUGUGUGGGAUACACCUGAGAUUGUCCGUGCCAAGAAGUCCUACGAGCUGCAGAGUGAACUGAAAUACAAAGAAGCAGGCAAGAAGGAAUUCAACAACUACUCCAUUGUGACGGACACCCCAGUCUAUGUCACUGCUAUCCUGGGUAGCACCUGGGCCAGUGAGCUUAACUACAGAGAGGCGUACCAUAAGGAGAAGCACCUGUACACCACCAUCCUGGACACUCAUGACUACGCCAGAUGUCAUGACUUCAAACACUUCUUCAGUAACAAAAUCUACACAGCUGCCUGGGACAAGAUCAAGGCCAAGGGCUACAAAAUUCCCCAUGACUCCCAUGCCAUGAUGCACGCCAAGCAACAGAAGGUCAUCCUGAGUGGUGUGAAGUACAAGGAGGACUAUGAGAAGUUCAAAUCCCUCUACAGCCUGCCCAAGUGUCUGCAGGACGAUCCCGCCACUGCUCGCUGCAUCAAGGCCGGGAAACUCAACCUCGACCGCCUGUACAAAGAAGACUAUGAGAAGACCAAGGCCAAGAAUCACAUCCCAGCUGACAUGCUGGACAUCGUGUCUGGUCGUGAGGUCCAGAGAAACGUCAGCGAGAUCAACUACCGCAAGCGCCUGCACCAGUGGGUCUGCCUGCCUGACAUGCAGGUGUUCGUGCAGGCCCGCAAGGUCAACGAUCAGCUCAGCGACAUCUUCUACAAGGAUGACCUUAAUUACCUCAGGGGCAUUGGAUGCUAUGCCUGGGACACUCCGGAGAUCCUCCGUGUCAAGACUGCCGGUGAUCAGCAGAGCGAGAACAAGUACAAAGCCAAGGCCGUGGAGGCAUACAAAGACUAUACCGUUGUCCUGGACACUCCAACCUAUGAGACCGCCAAGCAGAACGCUGUCAACUUGAGCGAUUUACACUACCGCCUUGACUACAAUGCCAACGUUAAGGGCACCAACACCGCACCUGCUGUCACCAUGGAAACGGAAAGGGCCCGCCUGGCCAACUACAACCAGAGUGACAAUUUGUACAAGGAAGCCAACAAAAACUCAAUGGCUACUGGAUACCUGAUGACCAAUGACACUCCCGUCGUCAAGCAAGUCAAGAACAACAGCUUGGUCGCCAGCAGUGUCAAGUACAAGGCAGCCUACGAGAUGAUGAAGGCAACAGGCUACACCCUUCACCCAGAGGGUGUCACCUUUGUCAACACCAGGAAGGUCAACCAGGUCAUCAACCCGCGUCUAUAUCGCGAGCAAUACGAGAAGGAUAAGGACAAGAUCCACUCUACCCUUGAUACCCCGGACAUCAGACAAGUGAAGAUGAACCAGGAGCACCUCAGUGAGCUGUGCUACAGAGAGAAGUACAACAACACCAAGGGCCAGUUGAUCAACAUGCCCAUGACGCCCCAGCUCAUGCAUUGCCAACACGUCAACCAGAUCACCAGCGACCUGCGCUAUAAAGAGGAUCUGUUGUGGCUCAGAGGCCUGGGGUGCUUCAUGUAUGACACGCCAGAGAUGGUCAACGUCCGCAACAUCACCAAGUUCAAGAACAACUAUCAAGUGGAGGCCAAGAAGAACCACAGCAAGUUCUCCGUGGUGCUGGACACACCUGAGUACCAACGUGUGACUGAACUCAAGAGCCACAUGAGUAUGAUGAUCUACAAAGCCCAAAGCAAGGCCGACAUGGCCAGGGUCAGCAACACUCUGGACUCAGUGGACAUCCAGAGAUCCAAGUGGGCCCAGCAGCUUUCCAACAAGUUCCUGUACACAGAUCUGGCCUCCAAGGAGAGAGCCCACUUCAGCCAGGAGGUUGAAACCCCAGCAAUGGGCCUCGCUAGGACUAUGAAAGUGACCAACAGCUAUAACAAAUACAAAGAGCAGUAUGAGAAGAUGAAGCACAGGUACACAUCCAUCGCUGAUACACCCAUCCUGAUCCGUGCCAAGAAGGCCUAUCUGCAGUCCAGUGACCUGAGAUACAAGGAGACCUUUGAGCGGAGCAAGGGCCACUACCACACCGUCAAGGAUGCACUGGACAUCCUCUGCCACCGGAGGGUCACCGAUGACAUCAGCGAGGUGAAAUACAGGGAAAAGUACAUCAACUCCCUGGGAACAUGGAAAUCCAUCCCUGACCGCCCAGAGUUUUUCUUCAACAGGAUUGUGGGCGAAAACGUCAGCUCCGUCAAGUACAAGGAGGACCUUGAAUGGAUGAAGGGUAUUGGAUGCUUUGUGUGGGACACGCCUGAGAUGGUGCAGGCGGAUAUCAACAAGACGCUGUACAGCGGGAGACUUUACAAAGCCUCCUUCGAGAAGAACAGAUACAACUUCAAGUACACCUGCGACACGCCGUUCUUCCACGCCGCCAAGAACGCCUCCUCACUCAUCAAUGAGAGGUCAUAUAGAUCGUCUUAUGAGAAGAACAAGGAUAAGUUCACCAUUACCACAGACGAUCCUAGAUACCAGCUGGCCAGGGAGAACAACAAGAUGAGCCAGUGGAAAUACAGGGAGCAGUAUGAGCGUGUCAAGUCCAAGUUCACCUCCAUCCUGGAGACCCCUGAGUACGAGUCCCACAAGCGCAGCAAGAAAAUCGGUGAUAUCGUCUACAGGAUGGAGUACAACAAGAACAAGGCCAAGGGAUACAGCCUGCCGUACGACACACCGCACCAGAACCACAUGAAGAAGGUCCAGGCGCUCACCAGCAACCUGAAGUACAGAGAGGUGUAUGAGAAGGCCAAGUCGCAGAUCAACAUGGACCCAGAUGCUUUCGAGAUCCGCGCCGCCAAGGAGGCAUACAAAAACACCACCAACCUGGACUACAAGAAGAAGUACGAGGCCACUAAGAACAAGUGGAUCUGGACCGUCGACAGGCCUGACUUCAUCAGCCACUCCAGGAACACCCUCCAGCAGAGUGACGUUGAGUACAAGUACGACAAAGAGAUGAUGAAGGGAUGUGUGAUACCAAUCGUGGAUGACAAGAUCACUCUUUUGGCCAAGAAGGGCUGCGAGAUGGCCAGUGAUAUAAAGUAUAAGGAGAAGUAUGAAAAGGCGAAGGGACACUAUAACCCUGUUGCAGACAGUCCACAGAUCCUACAUGCCAAGGCUGUGCGCACUCUUGCAUCUGAGAGCAAAUAUAAGGAGGCUAGUAAGAAGGAGAUGCAGUCCGGCUCAUUCACUACCCUGCCCGAGACCAGAGACACGGUCCACAGCAAGGAGGUUAACAAGCUUAUCAGCGGGAAAUUAUACAAGUCGAAGUUUGAGAAGGAGAAGGGCCAGUCUAAGUACAACCGGAUGAUUGUUCCACCUGAUGUUCAGCACGCCAUGGACGUGGCCAAGAGCCAGAGCAGUUAUGCCUACAAGCGUGACGCCAAAGACAACCUUCACUACACCACCACGGCGGACCGCCCCGACAUCAGGAAGGCCACCCAGGCUGCCAAGCUCAUCAGUGAUGUGGGCUACCGUGAGAAGGCUCGCGCGGAGGCCAGCCGUGGGGGGUCCCUGACCUACCGCCCAGACAUCGCUCUGGCCACCGAGGUCUCCAAGCUGACCAGCCUGGUGAAGUACCACGAGAAGUUUGAUAAGGAGAUGAAGGGAAAGAAGCCAAAGUAUGACCUGAAGGACAGUAAGAUAUACCAGACCUUGAAGGAUGCCACCAACCUGGCUAGUGAGGUGAAGUACAAGGGGGACCUGAAGAAGCUCCACAAGCCUGUGACGGACAUGGCCGAGUCGCUGUCCAUGCAGCACAACCUGAGCACCAGCAAGCUGUCCAGUGACUACCGGUACAAGAAGAAAUUUAAGGACAGUAAGGGUCACUACCUUGUGAUCGCUGACACACCAGAGCAGCUUCACCACAAAGAGGCCACUGAGCUACAGAGCAGCGUGAAGUACAAGGCGAAGUAUGAGAAGGAGAAGGGCAAGGCCAUGCUGGACUUUGAGACUCCCACCUAUGUGAGCACCAAGGAGGCGCAGCAUAUGCAGAGCCAGAAAGACUAUAAGAAGGACUAUGAGGAGGGAAUGCGGGGCAAGAACCUCUGUGGCUUGGAGGUCACACCCGCCAUGAUACAUGUCAGACACGCUACCAAAAUAGCCAGCGAGCGAGAGUACAGGAAGGAUCUAGAGGAGGGGGUGAAGGGUAAAGGGCUUUCAGCACCGGAGGAAACUCCUGAGCAUUUGCGGGCAAAGAAUGCCACUCAUAUCCUGAGUGAGAGGGAGUACAAGAAGUCCCUGGAGCUGGAGAUCAAGGGCAAGGGCAUGUUGGCGUUGGCCACGGACACCCCCGACUUCAUGAGGGCCAGGAACGCCACGGACAUCCUCAGCCAGACUAAGUACAAGCACACGGCGGAGCUGGACAGAGCCAGCUUCACCUCCGUCAUCGACACGCCCGACAUCAUCCACGCCCAGCAGAUGAGGAACAUCAUCAGCCAGAACAAGUACAAGGCAGAGGCUGGGAAAACCAUGUCCCACUAUGUGCCUGUGUUUGACACCCCGGAGAUGCAGAGAGUGCGCGAGAACCAGAAGAACUUCAGCACCCUUCAGUACCAGGCAGACCAUAAAAUCAUAAAGGGAAAAGUGUUGACCGUAAAGGACACCCCUGAAAUGCUCCGUGUUAAAGAGAAUACAAAGAAUUUCAGCUCGAUUCAGUACAAAGAUGACCUGGGUGGGGGCACCACGGUGCCUAAGACCCCAGAAAUGGAGCGGGCUAAGAUGAACCAGCGGAACAUUAGCACGAUUCAGUACAAAGAUGACCUGGCAGGAGGCACCACGGUGCCUAAGACCCCAGAAAUGGAGCGGGCUAAGAUGAACCAGCGGAACAUUAGCACGAUUCAGUACAAAGAUGAUCUGGCAGGAGGCACCACGGUGCCAAAGACCCCAGAAAUGGAGCGGGCUAAACUCAACCAACGGAACAUUAGCACGAUUCAGUACAAAGAUGACCUGGCAGGAGGCACCACGGUGCCUAAGACCCCAGAAAUGGAGCGGGCUAAACGCAACCAGCGGAACAUUAGCACGAUACAAUACAAGGAAUCUUUGGGCCAAGGCACGGCCAUUCAGGAUCUUCCGGAGGUGAAGCGGGUCCGAGAGAACCAGAAGCACAUCAGCUCGCUUCAGUACAAAGAAGGACUCGGACAAGGCACUUCUAUAUCAGAGACCCCCGAGAUGGAGAGAGUUAAACGCAACCAGCUGAACAUCAGCACGAUUAAGUACCGCAACACCGUGGGCAAAGGCACGGCCAUAUCGGAUCUCCCCGAAAUGAAGCGGGUCCGAGAGAACCAGAGGCACAUCAGCUCGGUGUUGUAUAAGGACAGUAAGGCCAAGGGAACCCCUGUCGUGUUCACUCCCGAGAUGGAGCGAGUCAAACGGAACCAAGAACACAUUAGCUCGGUGCUGUACUCGGACAGCUUCCGCAAGCAGGUGCAGGGCAAGGCCGCCUUCGUCCUGGACACCCCGGAGAUGAGGCGCGUCAAGGAGUCCCAGCUCAACAUCUCAGGAGUGAGAUACCACCAGGACCAUGAGAAGAGCAAGGGCUCCUUCACGGCGAUGGCGUCCUACCCCGAGAUGGAGCGCGUGAAGAAGAACACCCAGGAGUUCAGCGACAUCAACUACCGCGGCAUCCAGAGACGCGUGGUGGAGAUGGAGAGGAGGCGUGUGGUGGAGCACGAACAGGAGACCACCACCGAUCUGCGUGUGUGGCGCACCAACCCUGGCUCCGUGUUUGACUAUGACCCCGCCGAGGACAACAUCCAGUCCAGGAGUCUGCACAUGAUGUCAGUGCACGCCCAGCGUCGCAGCAAGGAGCACUCCCGUUCCACCAGCGCCAUGAGCGGCCCGGCCGACGAGAAGUCUGAGAUGUCCCACGAGGGAGACCACCACAUGUCCACCUACAGCAACGGCUUCGGAGCCUCCUCCGUCGGCUACCAGACUACUAAGACUGUGGAGCUGCAGCAGAGGUCUUCCUCAGUGGCCACCCAGCAGACCACUGUCUCCUCCAUCCCAUCCCACCCCUCUACCACCGGGAAAACGGUGCGAGCCAUGUACGACUACGGCGCGGCCGACAACGACGAGGUGACCUUCAAGGACGGCGACGUCAUCGUCAACGUGCAGUCCAUCGACGAGGGCUGGAUGUACGGCACCGUGCAGCGCACCGGCAAGACCGGCAUGCUGCCCGCCAACUACGUGGAGGCCGUCUAGACGCAGAGGCCCCGCCCACCCACCCACCCUCGUCCUCUCUCUCGGGAGUGGGCGAGAGACAGCCACAGGGGGAAAAGCGGAUUGGUCAAUCCCGCUCGAUGUGCUCGCGUUACCGUGGGCAACGAAGUGCAAUGUUGUUGUUUGUUUGUUUUUGUUUGGAGGAUCUGCUCGCUAUGUAAUCGUGGUAGAAUUGUAUGUGAAUUUAGUUAUUGUUUGUACGACUCUUUCUCUUCCUUCCUGUGGAUUUGACAUGAUAUAGACACCUGAACGGACAGAAAAGCAAUAUAAAUAAUGAAUAAAUACAGAGCGUAUCGAAAUGAUAUGAUAGACUAAAGCGGUAGAAGAUGACAUGACCCAUCUAGGAAUAACAAUAUCACUCAAAGUACUGAGGUACUUGUAUUGUACUGUUGUAUUGUAAAACCACCCUAUUUAUAUAAAUCCUAUGUUUGUCAAAUCGCGAAUAGCUCAGACGAACUGUGUUAACGCGGGCAAAUCCAUAUCUAAAGGUAGUAGAAGUAUGAAACCUGAAGCAAAAUGAGUGACCUUAACGUAGUAGAAACGUUGAGUUGAUUAUGAAGAAAUAGAAUAUAAACGUGGCGUCUCCAACCCUCUCCUCCACGGUGAAACCAGCCCUUAAGAGUUCUAUGAGAUAAGCCUCACUCUUCCCUCCUUCACAGGGCUGGCCACUAGUAGUAAACGUGUGUUUUGUUAAGUCUGGUGAACUCUGUGCCCUUUAAUCAGUAGUGAAUAAAGCACACCAAGCUCCUGCAA
Messenger RNA from Gadus morhua (Atlantic cod), 20083 nucleotides. It is a transcript of the gene neb, whose product is annotated as nebulin. Gene Ontology annotation, cellular component: Z disc. Gene Ontology annotation, biological process: cardiac muscle thin filament assembly. Bases 125 to 19312 code for a protein of 6395 amino acids. Gene Ontology annotation, molecular function: actin filament binding. The transcript has 141 exons. The record is from RefSeq and is a predicted model, not a curated record. Lineage: Eukaryota; Metazoa; Chordata; Actinopteri; Gadiformes; Gadidae.